UCACAACAUGAGUGGGAUUAUUAUCCCAGGGAAGCACCACAGAGAUCUGCGCCGAUUUGCUUUGAGUUUGGGGAACCUGGCCACUAUCGUAAUCAAUGUCGGAGGUUGAUGGGAGAAGGAAGUACACAUGGGAUUCGAGGUAGGUCAUCUUCCCCGGCGCAUCACGUACGUUUCGAAGGAAAAAGAUCCUCCUCUGAAGACCCGGCUGUACGACGCCAGAUUGAGGAACUAACUAGUUCCCUGGCCUCCAUGCAAGAAUUUAUCGCCGCAGAAAACGCGAGGCGCGAAGAGAAGGAGAGACGCAAGCAGGAAAAAGCGGAACGGGAGAAGAAAGAGGAGGAAGAACGGAUGAGGAGAGAAGGUGAACUGCAUAAGAAAGAAGAAGCCGAUGAGCGUGAGCGCUUAGAGGCUGAUCGGCGGCAGAAGAAACAGGAGCUUAAAGCGCAACAAGACGCUAAAGAACGAAUGAGGAAGGAUAUGCUGAUGCAUCUUUCGAUGCAUGUGGGCGGAUUGGAGGAGAGAUUGCAAUCUCGUUUAACGAAAGUGUUCAAGGAAAUUGGAAAGGGUAAGGCCAAGAUACCGGAGAGUGCAGCCUCUGAAUCCUCUUGUGAAGAUACCCAGGACUCAGAAGACAAUGACGUUGAAGCGUUAAGCAACCGAGCUGGCAGACUAACAAUCAAUGAAAAGCGGAAGAGGGGAGAAGAUAAGCCUGUUGAAGAUAGUCCCCCAAUGGAGACACCCGCCAAGCGCUCUAAUAGGCGGAUGGCAGCCGAACCAGUUAAGCUCUCCGAGCGACUGCAAUUGAGCUGCAAGAGGCAACCUAUGAAGUUGACUCCUAAGCGAAGGAYCCCAAGACAGGCGGGCGGCACGAGGAAGAAAAUCCCUGCAACUUGCGGAGGAUUGGGGAGACUSAARUACGUCACCGACAUUCUGCGAGAGCUAGCAGAAUGUACCRUGGACRARCUCAAGAAGAUUUGUAAAACCGAAGAUGUGCAAUGUGAAGGGAAGAAGAUGCAGGCCAUAUUGGCCAUCACUGAUAAGCGUACGCAAGUGGCGUACGGGUCAGAUGAAGAGCAGGAGGAGUUCGAAAAACCUUCGGAUGAACCAGGYGAGGCCGCUGGAGCGGAGGGUAAURUUACGGACGACGUGUGGCGCGAGACCUUUGUCGAUCUGUCUGUGUGCUUGGCCCGAGUGGAGGUGACGUGGACACGGACCUGUGAGCAUCCUGCGUGUAUGGAGUACCUGGAGCUGUUGAUCCUGCAGGCUUGGAGAACGGACGUGGAGGGUGAUCUUCUCGGUUUUCUCUUCGGAUCGAUGCGGCCGGACCAUCGCCAACCGAUUACUCAAGAACUCGUCGUCUCGCUCGUACAACUGAGUGACGAUCUCUCCCUCGACAUCGUUUCGCAAAGUGAUGACAGCCCCGUUCCGCACGUCAUCACGCGGACAUUAGCACCGUAUCUUCAGUGGACUGCUUGCUUGGAAGAACUCGGGAGUGACAGCACUUUGCCAUCGCGGCAGGAGUACUUGAAGCCGUACGGGAUCAUCUAUCGCGCCUUCUAUCCGAAGGAAGAGCCUGAGAAGGCGUUUGAAGGAGAAGAGGAAGCCACUGAAGCAGAGCGCGACGCCGACGAAGAAACGUCGGAGGAGGGAAGUUAUAGUGAGUACAACGAAGGGGAGCAGAGUGAACAAGAGGAGGUAGAAGAAGAAGAAGACGAAGAGGAGGAAGUCGGAUCGGAGUGGGAGGACUUGCCGGAAGAAGCGGCGCGCACAGGCACGGAAGCGGAAGAUCCAGAAGGAGCACGUAGAAGGGAAGAGAUCGCCGCCGGGAAAAACCAGCUGGAGAUCGCCAGCGGGGCGAGCCUGUGCAUCAACGACGACCCAACCAGGGAUCUAGAGCCCCCCGAGCCCGAAGAUGGCGGAUCAGCAACCGCGGCUCCGAGCACAUCGUGACGGAGACGGAGUCGAUCCCCCUCCCCCUCCACCCCAACCCGUCCCCCAGUUCGUCCACGUA
Molecule: messenger RNA, 2011 nt
Organism: Chara braunii
Lineage: Eukaryota; Viridiplantae; Streptophyta; Charophyceae; Charales; Characeae
Source: the annotation of a GenBank genome assembly